Molecule: messenger RNA, 4689 nt
Organism: Oldenlandia corymbosa var. corymbosa
Lineage: Eukaryota; Viridiplantae; Streptophyta; Magnoliopsida; Gentianales; Rubiaceae
Source: the annotation of a GenBank genome assembly
UAACGUUCGGUUUUCAUACCCAAGACAAGUCUUAAUAAUCAGUCUACGGCCUCUUUUAUCGUGAAAAAAAAAAAAAAACAGAGAGGAUCUUACAAGGUUGGAAAAGCAAAGCCAAAGUUGGGGUUUGGGUGAAAGGGUGAGGAUUUGUUGUUGUUAAUAGCAGUAAUGCAGGAUAAUAGGACAGGAUUUAUAUUUAAAUUAGUUGGGACAGAGUGUGGUUAUAUUAGGAUAAUAAAAUCUAUAUUUUUUUAAGACUAAUAAUAUCUAGACGAAAAGCUAGGAAGGUGGAGAGAAUCUAGAAAUGCCCAUUUCUUUUUUUCACAUUUCCUCAAAAACCCAGAACAGAAAGAAAUGAAUUAAAAAAAUCCAGCCAAGAAAUCAUCACAGUAGUAAGAGAGAGAAAGGAAGUGAAGUGUAGAAAAAGCAGAGAAUAAAAAGAGACCGGAUGUUGACAAAUUUCAUGUCACUGUUCUUAGAAGGUCGUUUGUUUGUGUGAAGAUUUCUUAUCUGGGAUCUCUCUCUUCUUCUUUCUCUGUCUUAAAUUUUUAAUCUUUUUUUUCCUUACAGAAAAAAAAAAUAAUUAUGGUAUAACAUUUUAGCAAAAACCUUUUCUUUUUUCUUUGUUUGUUUGUCAUUCUUUCCUCUUUUCCUUUUCUCUUUCUCUCUCUAAUAGUAUUUAGGAGAGAAAGUUUCUUUCUUUGUUGUGAGAGUAGUGGCCCCAGCAGAUCGAAAUCUGCAAUCUUUUGUUGAGUUUGAUGAGGAUCUGAGCUUCUUCAAUGGAGUUACUUAGCAACCCACUUUAUGGUUUCUUUGUAGCUAUACUUAUUUUGACUUAAUUAUUAUUGCUUUCACUGUUUUUCUAUUUUUUUUUUCCCUUUUCUUUUCUUUUUUUUCCUUUCCCUUUCUGGGUUUUUGUUAGUGUCAGUCCUCCCUCAAUUAUCAAUUUUCAUGAUUCUGAGGUAUUAGCGGCUGCUUGAUGGAGAAGUAGUAAUAUUGGAUGAUUCAAUUCAAGAUGGCUGCUUGAGUUGGGAAGAAGUUUUAUUUCCCCCCUCAGGAUGUUGGUCUAAGGUUUUCCAAAAGGGUAAUUGGGGGGCUUUCUUGAUGAUUGCGGGAUUUGUUGCCAAUUGCUGUUCUUCUGUGCACUAUUUUGGAUUAAGAGCUCUGCUGUUGCCUUGUUGAUGGUCGUUUUCUUUGCAAGUGCUGAGGUUGUGAUUGUGUUUCUCGGAAUGGGUACGCAAGUGCAGGGCAAGAGCUAUUUUCCUAGUUAUUUCUCCAUGAGGGACCUUAAUGAAGAUUCUAACAGUAGUAGCUGGCCACUGUUUUAUGGUGAGAGGACUGUAACAAAUGGGCAGUAUUACAAUGGGUACACGCCAAGGACUAUCGCAGAUGCUUAUCCAGGAUAUGAUAAGGAUCAAUUAAAACAGAAAAUGCUGGAACACGAGGCUGUCUUCAGGAAUCAGGUUUAUGAGCUCCACCGGCUUUACAGAAUUCAGAGGGAUAUGAUGGAAGAAAUUAAGAGGACAGAAUUAAACAAGAGGCAGUUGUCUAUAGAGCCAUCAUCUUCAUCAAGCUUCCUUGGUUCUCAAAAGCCAUCUGAAGAUGCUGGGAAAUGGCAUGCUUCUGGCUUCCUUUUGGCAAAUUCCGGCUAUGCCAGAGCCUCUGUGUCUGGUGCUGAAAUAGUCAAUUCUCCUUUGAGUUGUACAAAGGAAAACAAUAUGCCAGCUGAUCGAGGUAAUGCAUGUAUGUCAAAGGACUGUGAAGUGCUAGAAACAAGACCCUCAAAAGUGAGGAAAAAGUUGUUUGAUCUUCAACUCCCUGCUGAUGAAUAUAUUGAUACUGAAGAAGGUGAACAAUUACAUGAUAGUAAGAUAGCUGAAAAGUCGAGUCCUCUUCCUAAUGGGAAUCUUAAAACUCCACCAGGAAGGUUUGACAGUUGUUUUCCCAAUGGUGAAAAUGUUACUGGCCAAAUAAAUGCUUCAACAUCCGACUCAUAUCUGAGAAGCAGAAUGAGAUUGGCUGAUCUCAAUGAGCCUGUUCAAGUUGAUGACGCCCCAGUUCCGUUGUCUGUUGACUUUCUUGGUUAUUCUGCUAAUCAUGGAGAAAGCAAAGGCAUAAAUAUUUCUUCUGGAUCAAAUUCAGAUAUAAUAGGCUCGCGGAAAGAAGAAACACUCAAGGCUCAUCCUCUAGAUCAGGCUGGAAGCUCUGGUGUUGGCUCUGUAGCCAAUAAAGGCAGUGAGCGAGACUGGCUCUCUGGAAUCCAUGGAUCAGGAGAGGGCCUGCAUUCUCUAUCAGGGCAGAGAAAGAAUAACUUGAUCCCUCCACCUCCUGGAUUCCAACAAGAUAAGCUGGUAGUACCUCCCCAACCUACAGAAAUAAGGGUUAACAAAACUCAUCAACCUAUGGGAAUCUUUCCGACCGAUUACGUAAGGGAAGAAACAUGGAGAGGAAGAACAGAUCAUGGUUUUGAGAACAUGGAUAGAGUUUUUGGUAACUCUAAUGGUAACCAUCUUGAAUCAUGCUUGAAUUCUCAGGUACCCAGUUUGUAUUCAUAUGGCAAUUCCUCGGAAGUCACCAAUUCUUGGUCUCACUCUGCAUUAUCAUGGGGAAAACCAACAAGUAGCUUUUCUCAGAAGUUAAGUUCAUUUCAGGCUCACCCAUCAUUGCAGCCGUCUUCUCUUUUGAGUAGAAGUUCAAAUUCAUCUGCUCAAAGUCAUGGCAUUUUGGCUGACAAGAUGGCAGAUAAUGAGAAUUCGAGGUUGAAUCGAGGAAUUGGAACUGAUCUGCCACCUAUGAAUGGCUUUUAUCAUGGGUCUUCAUCAGCAUCUAAGGAAAUCAUGGGCCAGUAUCCUUCAGUUGGAUUGAUUAAUCUAAACUGCAAAGAAAGUUUUAAUAUGGCAUCUACUCCCUAUUUAAAUCGUGGUACCGGGGAGUCAUCAAAGAGCUGUGUGAAGCCUGCAAAAGACAUGGACUUGAAUGUAGUCCAAUCAAAGUGUCCAUCAGAUGAGGUAGUUGCUUUACAGGAUGUUGAGGACACUAAUGAAAAAUCUAAUGCCGAAGAUCAUCUUAAAGUGUUGCCUUGGCUUAGACCAAAGCCAUCUUGCAAGAGUGAGACUGUGAAUGUCAGGGAGUCAAACUCCGGCUUAUUUCAAGCAUCUCCUAGGAAGUCAUUUUGGCAGGGUGAACCUGUGAAAGAUCUUAAUAAAGUAUUCGUCAGUGACUUUGAGGUUGGGUUGAAGAAGGAGAAUGGUGAGAUCCACGGUGUUAAGAAAAUUUUGGGGGUAUCCAUAUAUGAAGAACCUACCGUCGUCCAGCCUUGUAAGCUUCCUGGAGAAAAAGCGGCAACAGAAGUUAAAACUAAACUAAUUGAUAUUAACCUGGCUUGUGACGAGCAAAUUGCUUCAGAAGCCUUGGCUGUUGAGGAGGCAACGGACACAAAGGUUGCUCAUUUUAGAAAUUACAUUGAUUUGAACUCCUGUAUCACGGAGGAUGAAGAAUCAAUAAUUCCCUCAGUUGCAAGCACUAAUAGUGUUGUGAAGCAUGUGGUGGAGAUAGAUUUGGAAGCUCCAGUUCCAGAGACUGAAGACGAUGUCUUGACUGGUGAUGGGGACAAGUUGCAUGAGGCAUCUCUAAAAUCAGCCGAAUCCGAAGUGGAACAAAUAAAUGAAGAAGUUGUCAAGGGAGCUGCGGAAGCAAUAGUUUCUAUUUCGAAAUCUGUUCAGCUUAUUAAUAUUGAAGAGAAUACAUGUGAACCACUUGAAGAUCCAUUAAAAGAAUGCAUCUUAUGGUUUGCCAAUGUAGCAUGUCCUGAUGAUAAACAUGAAACCAAUGGUGGCAAAGGAUUAUGGGGGAUUGAUAGUUUAGUUGUUGGCAAUUGUUCUUCUGAUGAGAUAGAUGAAUUUGAGGUCAUGACUUUACAGCUGCAGGAAACUAAAGAGGAGGACUACAUGCCCAAGCCUUUUGUUCCAGAAGUCCCAAAAGUGGAUGAGGUUGGUGCAAAUGCCAUAACAAAUCGAUCAAGAAAGGGGCAGACAAGGAGAGGAAGGCAACGGAGGGACUUUCAAAGGGACAUCCUUCCUGGUCUUGCUUCUCUGUCUAGGCAUGAGGUUACAGAAGACCUGCAGACAUUUGGAGGGCUGAUGAGAGCAACAGGCCAAAGUUGGGACGCAGGGUUAACAAGGAGGAACGGCACGAGAAAUGGCCGUGCUAGGGGAAGAAGGCGAGCGGUGGUAGUUGAUACCGCUGUAGCAGCAGAUCCAACCCCAGCUAGUACACCUCUGAUUCAACAACUUAACAUUGAAGCUAGUUUGGAGGAUCGAAGUCUAACAGGGUGGGGGAAGACAACUAGACGCCCUCGCCGUCAGAGAUGUCCUGCAGGUAAUCCAACUCCUGCUGCCCUAUUAACAUAAUCAUGGGAAAGAGGCUUUUUAGUAAUUGAAGAAUUUAUAGAGAAGAAGAGAAGCCAGAAUUAGGCCAAUCUGGUUUGAGGUUGUUUUUUUUCCUUUUUUUUUUUUUUUUUUUUUUUUUUUACUUUCUUAGCCUGGGGAUUGUCUUUGUAAAUGUCUUGUAGUCCAUAAUUUGGAUCCCCAACUGCCGUGUCUUUGAUUUUACCAACCUUGUACUGUUGAAAAUAAUGGCACACCAAUUUCUGGGAUAUAUAUAUAUGUCAUUCCUUGAGAAUUUGUUCACAGC